GGUCCCGCCAUGGCGGCGCCGCCCGGGCCGCGCAAGCGGAGCGGCCCCGCGCUGAGCGGGGACAGCGGCGCCGGGGCCGCCCCGCCGGAACUCCGCAAUGGGCUCCCCCCGCACAAGCGCCCCAAGAGUGCCGCGGCCGGGCCCGCCGACCCCUUCGGUGACAGCGACGACUUCACGGCGGACGACCUGGAGCAGAUCGACAUCCUGGCCUCGCAGGCGCUGUCGCAGGAUCCGCCCGCGGGACUCGCGUGGGGACCCCCGGGACUGCCCCGGGGCGGGCGGGAAGCAGAAAGCAGAGCAGAAGAUGGGCUGAUGAGAGAUGCAUUCCAGUUUGAAGUACUGCAGACACAGAAUGAAGAAAACAAACAGAAGCUGAAAGAAAUGCAGGAUGAAAUCCUCACUAAAAAUGGAGAAAUUAAAAUUCUGCGUGACUCACUGCAGCAGAUGAGGUUUGCUGUGGAGGAACAGAAAAGAUCAUACCUGCUACUGGAACAGCAAAAAUCUCAGACCUUGAGUGAAAAAGAAAAAGAGUUCUCCAAAAAGUUGCAGUCGUUGCAGUCAGAGCUGCAGUUCAAGGAUGCAGAAAUUAAUGAGUUAAGAACACGACUUCAGAACUGUGAAAGAAAUAAACAUGUUGUUACUCAGACAGUUCCAACAACAAGCCCUAAAAAGAAUUUUGCAGUACAAGUGAAACCAGAAGGAUGUUCUCCACAGCCUGGAAGAAGAUCUUUUCCUACAAAAGAAUCCUUCAAUGCUGAAAUGUCCACUAGACCAUCGUGUUCUUCAGGAAAUUUGGUGGCCCCAACUAGUUCAAUCAAAGAAGACAGUAAGAUGACCCAUCCUGAAGUUCCAUCUGUGAAGCACCAGGAGGCAACAGGAAAAAACGGUUCCUACAACUCUGCACCUAAACGGAGCACACGAGGUUCAAUCUUACUGAAUGCACUGAUGAAGCAGCCCAUUGUCCCUGGGUCAUUACUAGGAUUGUGCCAUCUCCUCAGCAGCAACUCUGAGCCUCUACCUGGAGCUGUGUUGCAGCCUAACUCUCUGGAUACGAAGUCCACACAACUCCCCAGCAGCAGGACAGCGCAAGAAGAAACCGCUCCUCUCGUGUCCCUGCAAGAAGCUCAAAAACUUGCAAUAACAGGGUUGAACUUGAUCGCUCUGGACCAAGGAUUAGCUGAAGGAAGCCCAGCAGAAGGCCAGGGAGGGCUCCUGCCCCUCCCACAGUGCAGGAUCCGAGGAGCUGUGCACCUCCUGCCCCUGGUGGAACACCACCUCGGUGCCUACUGCCGGGCGGGACAACUGCCGGACACGGCCGGGAACGGUUCCUGUGGAAACCAUUCCACUGUUUCUUCCAGAACCAGCACAAGUUCGGUGUCGAGUAAGGAGGACUUCAGGUUGUCUCUUGAGGAAACUGCAGUUAUAUCACUGGGAAUCCUUUAUUACUUGGUGUUCUAUAGCUGGGAUGUUGUCCACACAUUGCUGGCUGCCAGAGUGGAAGAAGGUGCUGCUGCUGCUGGAGACAAACAGGUUUCCAAGAUGGACAAAAAUGUGUUGUGUGACAAUCAGUGUGAUAAUAAAGAAGGUACCAGGACACAAGGAGGGCUGCCUGCAGCUCCACAGGAUGCUCCCAAUAGUGAUCGAGCUCAACACUCUUUGUUUAAAAAGCUUCUUCAGGUUUUAGCUUUUUCUGCUGCAAGGGGUUCCCAGACUGACAGAAUCCUGAGCCAGAGCCUACAGGUUUUGGUGAAAUUAGCUGAAAAUUCAACAAUGGACUUGCUAAUAAAUUUUCAGCAGUUGCUGAGCAGCCAGACCCUGCUGCACUGCCUGUGUCCAGAGACCCCCCUGCCUGCCGUCCUCCUGACUGUGAGACUGCUGGGUGUCCUCUCUCAGCACCAGGGCUUGGCUGCUCAGCUGUGUUCUCACUCAGACACCUGCCUUCUCCUCGCACUGUACAUGUACAUAACAUCAAGACCAGAUAAAUCAGCAUCUGAAAUGCUUUGGCUUCAGCUGGAACAAGAGGCCGUCCGGCUCCUGACGCGGCGCACGAGGGGCUCCAGACCAGCACUUCUGGCACCUGGCACAGCCUGUCAGUGCAACCUCGAGGUGGUUAAGGCACUAAUUAUAAUGUUACACAGGCAGUGGAUGAAGAUGAGAAGAGCUGAGAACAGCUCGUGUGCACAUAAGGACCAAAUUAUUCAGUUUUUACGGGAUGCUGUUUUACUCUUGCACAGCCUGUCUCAGAAAGAUAAGCUGUUCCAUGAACACUGCUUAGAAGUUCUCCAUCAAUAUGACCAAGCCAUGCCAGGCAUAAGAGCCAUUCUCAAAAAGACCAAAAAACUGAGUGCCUGUGAAGAGCUGAUUUUGGAUGAGUUGUAUCCUCCUGAGCCAGAAGACCAAGGAAUGGACUCCAGCUAGCCAGCAUCUCACACAGAUCUGUCCUUCCUCAUCUGAAUCAUCAUAAUCAUUGCCAGUGCAAAUGUGAACUUUAAAUCAUCCCUUUGUUAAGUGACAGCCUAAAGGUUGCAUUCAAAGGCAGCACAAUAAGACACAUUUCUUUGCUGUAAUUUUUUCAGUGCCAUCGAAAUGUAGCUGAAAGUAAACAAAUUUUGAGAUGAGAAUGACACUGCAAUGGACUUAUGAUUGGCCCUGGUUAUGAAUUUCAUCCUGUACAAAACUGCUGGGAAUGGAACGGAAAUGUCUCUCCAUGCCUUCCAUUUUCCUGUGACUACAGCUGAAUUUAUGAUGCUGAACGUGCCAAGAUGUUUGGGAUCACUGCAUUCAUAUGAAAGCCUUUUGAACACACUUUCUUUUGUAAUUUUAACUCUUUCUUGCUUGACUUCCAAAAUUUUCAUGUUGGUAUUAGUAAACAGUUUACAGUGAUUUUAGAAACCUUUCUGGAAGUAACUUGGAGUUGGCAGUUCACUACAGGGCUUUGAAUUUCGUGCUGAGAAUUGGUCACCUGAGUUCACUCGAUUUUCAUGAAUCUGCUGAAAGUGUAACUAUGGAGACACCAAAACAAACAAACAAAAAAUACUAGACCUUACAUUUUUUUAAAAUUCACCUUGAAAGAGUAA
This is a messenger RNA of Pipra filicauda (Wire-tailed manakin), 3077 nucleotides long. RefSeq names its product ATR interacting protein (gene ATRIP). The record is from RefSeq and is a predicted model, not a curated record. Gene Ontology annotation, biological process: DNA repair; DNA damage checkpoint signaling. Bases 10 to 2418 code for a protein of 802 amino acids. The transcript has 13 exons. NCBI's taxonomy places the organism in Eukaryota, Metazoa, Chordata, Aves, Passeriformes, Pipridae.